AUGUUAGCCCAAACGUUUCAAGAAGCUACAGAAAGUGGUCCUGGUACUUCCACUGCUCCAUGCAGUGGUUUAACCGCUGACACUUUCCCUGUGAUAUCGUCCACUUUUUCACAGAACGAUAUUCCCAUCCGAGAAAAACCGCAUUUACCCUGCAGCACUCGAUUGGCCCCUUUAAGUGGCAAAAAAAUUUUCAUGCACUAUGAUCCUGGCACGCUUCCAGACAGGCGCGUGGAAAUGAUCCUUGCCAAGUUGAAGGCCGAUGUGGUCGAUUUCUUCAGCCGUGAAGUUCAUUAUGUGAUUACUAGUCGUCAUCCUUCGCGUAUACCUGGAAAUGCGGCCAAACUCAGUCCCCGGUCAGAGGAAGUCGUCCAUCUCAACCCUCGUUCUGGGCAUCCUCGGGACACCAGUACGACCAUUGCGUCGUCCGUGAAAAUGGUACCCUCCGCCUUUACUCGGGGUCGCGCUAUGCUUAUGGCAGCACGGAAAGUUAGUCCAAACGCAAACUCAGUGCAUGCGAGCCCACCGGAGUCUAGUCCGCUCUCCACCUUUCAUCAGAUGCGACUGAAGAACACCUCAAGUCAGUCAUCAACUCCUGGUCGCACCGUUUCGCAUUCCAUCAAAGGGGAAAACACGGCACCGAUGUCUUCUAACGAUCUGCUUGUUCGCGCUCGACACCUUGGCAUACGCAUUUUGACUCUCGACUGUAAAAGGAAGCCCUUAAGAAUUCCACCUUCUUCUGAACAGAACGACGUUGACGAGAAUUCCCCCACUAUCCCGGAUGAUCCCGAACGCGAUCGAAUCUAUCAAGUGCGUCAUCUCAGCGCCCCUUGCAUAAAAAUCGUGGAUUUGACCAAUCAAUUUAGGCCUCUAUACUUAGAUCGCACAGAUUUCUUGCCCAAUCUGUGGAGCACUUUCGUUCACCCACCACGAAUCAAGGAUACGACCCUAGUGGAACACUCUCCAGCCCAAACGGCUUGCGGAAGCGGUACCCUCCCUGGGGCCAGCAUGGGUCUGACCUGUAUCCAACAGCCUAGCCAUCCUAUGACCAGAACGCAGUCUGUUCUCAGUCGGCGGAGCAAUCAUACAAAGAAACGAGAGCGUAAGUGCAAGAAACCUAGCAUUACAAAGAACACACCUACUCUACGACGUUCAGUCAGCAUACCCAUCAAACUGGGUUGUGCAAUCGAUCGAUCCAAAACAGCAAUAGAAGAACCCUCUGGUUACUGCGAAUGUUGUUCACUAUCAUUCUCAAAUCUGCUCGAACACCUGAAGUCUGUAGAACAUCAACAGUUUGCUUGUAAUAUUGAGAAUUAUCGCCCCUUGGAUAGGAUCUUCAGCCAGCUGCCCUCCAUAGAGAUAUUCCUCACCUCAGAUGCACAUCGGAAACGCCGUAGCUGUGUUAGUCGACGAAAGAAGCGUCAUCAAAGCUACCUGAAGGAACCCAACGACGUGAAUGUUACACAAAAUUGUCCACCGGAUGUGCCUCUACCAAGGAUUAUUGUUUCAUCGACAGAUAAUCAUAUCCUACCGUCGUCGACUGUGGAUGGCCAUCCACUAGUCGCAACUGAGGCGACCGACUCCCACUGUCCGCCGUUUCUUCACCUUCCCGAAUCUUUACAGGCCAUUUCUGGUGCCAGAAUUGUAGAUCAGGAACAGUUGUUCAGUGACGAAGAGGAGGAAAUCGGCUUGAUUCGAGAAAGCCUUUUGCAUCUUGUCGAUCGGUCUAACUUAGCCUCGUCUUUGGCUCCUGUUGCUGUUCUAGAUCCCACUUUUGCCGCCGAGCCGCACCCUGGACCUUGUCAAUCCGCCGUCGCUACUUCGAGUGCUGAUACAGAAAUGCCCCUAGACACUCCUGCCCUUUUACCCAGCAGUUACACGUGUCCAAUUGCACCGUGUCCAACUCCCGAUCCUGAAGUGGCUCACGCAUGGCAUUCACUAUGCAACAGGGUGUACGUUGACAAACUACUAACGGAGCCCCGCUGUGACAUUCCAGACAAUUCAUCUCCGCUUUUAGAGCGAUGUCAUCGCCCUUGUCUUGUUUGUCAUCGUUUGCACAUUCCGACUUCGCUUUCUCCGUCGCUCUAUCUUCAGUUGAACAGCCUUCUCGGUCCACGUUACGAAUUGGACGGUGUCGGAUGCUUGGGAAGGCAGUCCCACUUGCCCCACAGUACACUAACUCCAUCGAGCGCUCAUUCUAGCGAAACCGACUCGCAUGCUGUUCAUACACAUGUUGUUCCAGUUGAUCGGCGCUUCUCUAAUUCCGCCUCUUCUUCGCUCCGUAACUCUCCAGUGUUUGGAACUAACCCAUCUGAAUUAUGUAUUCCUCAUGAUGCAACUCUCUCUACCCUUCCGAUGAGCCAAGACCUAUCUUCUCUGCAGGCUGUUGAGGCUGACUGCAUCCCUGACACACGCGAUAAGUUAUCACCUCUCCAUGGGGACACCGUUAGUCGAGUCUCAUCUGAUAACCCAGAACCCAUCGAGCAACCUUUUAACCAAUCUUCUGAUUCUCUUCUUUCAACUAGCCUACAGAUUUCGGAGCCCAAUUUCGUUGGAUCAAAUUCCCCAACUGUUCGUUCAGAUAUAACACCUAUCCGGAGGUCAUUAAGUUGGAUGUACAAUAGCAAUUCCUUCGAUGCCAAACUACCACCCACAGACAAAAGUGCUGACUCGAGCGUUUCACCUUCCGCUGUUUCAACCGUUUCACAACUUACCAAUAAGACGCGUAAACAUUGGUGCUCAGAAGGAAUCACUGCAGGUAGUCUGCCUAUUGUUAAACACCCAAAACAUUCGUCUUCCAGUACUUCUUUUGUGUCCCAUUCCUCAGCGCGCGCACAUCCAUUUCACAUGAAACAUGCACGAUGUCAAAACAGGAAGAGACAUAGAAAUGGUGCACCAACUAGUUUUCCUGUCUCCCACCCUAAUCCACCCCAGCGAUCUCCACGAUUGGCUGCCCAAAUCGCCCGGGAAUCAAUCAAUCUUAGUGUCCGAACUAUUUUUUAUCCUUCCACGAUGAAUUCGUUUUCUACUAGCCCCGAAAAUGCACAUACACCAAGUCUUUCUCCCCUAAAACGGAUUUCUGUUAACUCUUCCCACUCGAAACCUGGAAAGUCUGCACACCGUUCUCCUUUAAAGAGUCGACCCCACAAACGAGUUAAGCGGUGCACUCUGUUCCCCACUCCUGCAUUUCCCACCCUCGCUGUGAAUAAAAGUCUGACCAGCUAG
Molecule: messenger RNA, 3222 nt
Organism: Dicrocoelium dendriticum
Lineage: Eukaryota; Metazoa; Platyhelminthes; Trematoda; Plagiorchiida; Dicrocoeliidae
Source: the annotation of a GenBank genome assembly